Molecule: messenger RNA, 3882 nt
Organism: Carcharodon carcharias (great white shark)
Lineage: Eukaryota; Metazoa; Chordata; Chondrichthyes; Lamniformes; Lamnidae
Product: kelch-like protein 3
Exons: 9
Coding region: 51-1850 (599 amino acids)
Molecular function (GO): protein binding
Source: RefSeq, a predicted model, not a curated record
GAGUACAGUUCUAGUGAAGGAGUGGGCAGUGCAGCCAGGGGCAUUUUGGAAUGAUGGAUAAUAUGGAACCGCCCACUGAGGACACUGUGAGUUACUUGGAGUCUGAGGACUACAUGUUUCUUGAAUCAGAGCAUUCAAGCAAAGUUCUGGAUGGACUCAACAGCCUGCGACUGAACCACGCAUUCUGCGAUGUUAUUCUGUGUUGCGACGGUCAAGAGUUCCCAUGUCACCGCAUUGUGCUUGCCUCCUUCAGUUCCUACUUCAGGGUCAUGUUUUCCACAGAUCUGGUCGAGUCCCGGCAGGAGCGUGUGGCGAUAAAUGGUGUUGAGCCGCAGAUGGUGGGACUGUUGGUGGCGUAUUCCUACACUGCCCGCGUGCUCAUUACGAGAGCCAACGUCCAGGCCCUGCUGGCAGCUGCCAACCUGUUGGACAUCAUGCCUGUGCGGGAAGCCUGCUGCAAGUUCAUGGAGCGGCAGAUGGAUGAAACAAACUGUGUGGGCAUCCACUGCUUCGCUGAGGCCCAUUCCUGUGUGGAGCUGCAGACCAAGAGUCUGAACUAUAUCCUGCAGCAUUUCAAUGUGGUUUACAUGCAGGAGGAGUUCCUCUCGCUCUCGGCAGAGAAGCUGACAGAAAUUAUCGCCAGUGAUGACCUGAGCAUCCCCUCGGAGGAGAUGGUCUUCGAGGCUGUCGUCCUCUGGUUGGAAAAGGAUCACUCAAGAAAACAGAACUUUGAGAAAAUAUUAGAGCACAUUCGUCUGCCCUUAAUUAGUCCUUAUUACAUCCACGACAUUGUAGAGUCACUGAAUGUCAUCCAGGAAUCUCUUCCUUGCCAGCGAUUGAUUUCCGAAGCAAAGGACUACCUCUUGUUACAAGAUAGACGUGGGGAACUCUACAGCUCCAGGACCCGUCCUCGCAGAUCAACAGGUACAACUGAAGUGAUAAUUGCGGUUGGAGGGGAAGAUGAUAAAGUGGUUCUUCGCAGUGUGGAAAGCUUUGAUCCCAUUGGCCGUCAGUGGAAGUGCCUUGCCUAUUUGCCCUUUGCUGUUAGUAAACAUGGGCUUGUCGCUUCAGGUUCUACCCUUUACUUGGCCGGAGGAGAAUUUCCUGAUGGUUCUGCGAGCAAGGAGAUGUGGCGCUACGACCCGUGUUUUGAUAUGUGGCACGAGAUGGCAGCAAUGAACGUGGCCCGUUCUGAACUAGGACUUGCCAUGUUGGAUGGCUUUGUUUUCGCUGUGGGAGGCUGGGAAGGAUCAUCAAGACUGGAUUCCGUGGAAUGCUACAAUCCCCACACAAAUACCUGGCACUUCCUGGAAUCCAUGAAGAUGGCAGUCACGAGUCCAGCUGUGGUGGCUCUUCAUGGGCUCCUAUAUGUAGCAGGGGGAGCUGUGUUGGAGGAUGGUGAUGGGAUGGAUCUGGUUCAGGUGUACAAUCCUAAAAUAGAUUCCUGGUUCGAGGUGGCUCCAAUGCAGAUUCCACGCUCUGGUUCGGCUGCCUGUGUCCUCCAAGGAAAGAUUUAUGUCAUUGGUGGUUGGCAUGCCUCAACGGAGAACACUGACAAGGUGGAGCAGUAUGAUCCCAAGACCAACACAUGGAAGAUGUGUGCCCCGAUGAAUGAGAGACGCUACCGUCCUGGGGUGGCUGUGAUUGAUGGCAAGAUCUAUGUUUUGGGAGGAGAAGAAGGGUGGGAUCGAUACCAUGACACUAUUGAGCAGUACAGUGAAGAAACCAGCAAAUGGGAGAUAUUUGGAGAGAUGCUCACAAGUCGCAGUUGGUUAAGUUGUGUCUCAGUGAAGAUACAGAAAGAUGCAUGGCCCAGCCACACAGACGAUCAAGAACAUUGUGCGAAUUGAUGUGAAAAUCUCCUUUCUCGCAUGCUGUGGAUAUGUGCCAUUGUCAGCAACCUUGUGUAAAAGGCUGUCAACUGCAAUUUGCAAAAUAAGAAUGUGAGAAAUCAUGUGGAAGACUUCCAGUUCCACUAGGUGCAAACUUAUAGAAGUGCACUGAGACUAACUUUUAACACUGCAGCCCAGGUAAUAACUUGGUGGAGUGAGACACAACCCUUUAUAAAACCUGCCUGGAUGUUCUAUCAUCCAUUUCAAUGCUGAAAACUGGGUGGAUCAGUUCAACAAUGGGAUGGAGGUGUGGUGGAGGGUGGAAUCUAAGUACUGCCUGGGUGGGAAGUUGAAUAUUCCCUUCUGUUUCAUACAACACAAAUCUCUGAAAUCCUUUCAAUUUGGCUUACACUGAGAAGAGCUGACCACAUUUUCAUGACAAUGAUACCAACUCUCUUGUUUGGGUCCCUUGACUCUGCAAACAAUUUUUUUUUCUUGUAAUGAAGUAAAUUUAUCUUUUUGCUGCAGUAGCUGUUCUUUUUUCCCCCAACUGUUGAUAUUUCUGCUGAAUACCUCCUGUAUUGAGAUUUAUUUUUGUUCCAGUCCCUCUAUCCUCCUCCUCAAAUACAAACCCCAAUGGAAACCAUGACUGAGGCUUCAAAAUAAUUAAUGAAUUGGCUGUGAUGUGCUUUGUGGAAGGUGCUUUAUACAAUGCAAAUUUCUGAUUCUGGAGAUGAGUUAAGCUUUCACUUAAAGCAUUUAGAAUGAACAGACUCAUUCCCUCCUGCAGUAGCAUCCAGAUACACAGGUUAAUUUCUGUGCAUUGUAUUUUUCUGCAUCUUUCUGCUACUUGCAGACUGCUCAUGCUCCAGAGUCCAGUUGUUUUGAUGAGGUUUAACCAUUAUCAUCUGCUAUAAGUUUACAGCUUGGGUUAAAAUCUCACUACUUGUCCAAGGGAACCUUUUUUAAACUGGUUCUCACUCUGGAAAGGCUUCACUUGCAGAUAUAAAUUUUAAAGCUUUGGUAUCCCAUACUGUACUAUACUGAAAUCCAUUUUGAGAAAAGCCAACCUGUUUGAUGGGCUGUGGUUUCUAAUGCCAGAAAUAUGUUAUUAUCCAUUGAAGAGUGUAUGUUUGCAGAAAGUACUUGUUGCAAAUACUGGCUCUUAUUCUCCCUGGAUAUCUUGAUCAAGAUUGUCUUAUCCUUUUGGUCACUUAAAACUUUUACAUAAAUACUGACCCGUUCUGCUUUUGAGAGAUGGGGAGAAAGUUGAGGUGAAGUUACUUUAUGGAAGGAUGGGGAGAAAGGACAAUGCCCUGAUGUCUCUUUCUAGGUCACACUGGCAAGGUUUGAAUCUGAAUGGAAUACUGGGAAUGUCACAGUUGCUAAUAGUGCCUUUGGGUUUAGAAAGGGUUUUUGCUCCUGUUCUUUAUGUACAGUUAUUCCUCCUGGAGCCUGGUGUGCCCACCUGACUGAGUUUUGACCAGACUCUUGGGCAGUUGACCACAUGAUAGCCUACUUGUACAUAUGUUAUUGGCAGCUGAGUGAGGUUAGAUUGCUGCUCUCUAGAACUAUACCUCCAUAAGGAAGCUGGUACCUUCAAAUAGUCAGGGGAUGCACUUUACAAACUACUGGAAUAGGAGUUGAUUUUUAAUGGUAGCUGUGGUUCUCUAUCCCCCCCCUUUUGGUGGUGCUGUUUCUUGCUGUUAAUGUUUGUCAGCUAACUGAAAAAUGAUGUAUCAUUUCCAGGGUUUGAGAGUGUUGACAAAUUGAUCAUGAUUCUGACACUUGACCAGAUCUAACCUUCCAAAUAAAUUUGUUUUAAGAGCUUCACAGGUGUUAUUGCACUUGAGCAGUGCUGUGCUUAAAGAUUAUAAUCUCUCAAACUAUGCAAUAAAGAUAUUGUAGCUGUAACUAUGUAUAAUCCUAUGGGUUUUUUAAAAAAUCUGUUAAUGUGUACAAAUGCUUUUGUACCUUAAAUGUAACUAAAGCUGUCAAAUCACUUAAUACAAUUAUUGAUGUAUAAUAAAAUUUUGUAUUAAUAUUUUAA